Molecule: messenger RNA, 339 nt
Organism: Staurois parvus
Lineage: Eukaryota; Metazoa; Chordata; Amphibia; Anura; Ranidae
Source: the annotation of a GenBank genome assembly
CACCUGUGCCACUCUGCAGUGCCACCUACCUGUGCCCAGAAGUGCCACCUACCUGUGCCCAGCAGUGCCACCCACCUGUGCCCACCCACCUGUGCCCACCAGUGCCACCCACCUGUGCCCACCCACCAGUGCUGCCCACCAGUGCCACCCACCAGUGCAGCCCAGCAGUGCUGCCAUCAGGGCCGCCCAGUCAGUGCCACCAGUCAGUGCCACCAGUCAGUGCCCAGGGGUUGUGCCAGUCAGUGCCGCCAGUCAGUGCCCAGCAGUGAUGCCAGUCAGUGCCGUCUAUCAGUACCCAUAAUCAGUGUCACCUAUCAGUGCCGCCUAUCAGUGCUGCAU